AUGAAGAGAAUCGACAGCAGUUCCCUCUGCCGCCGCCGAUGUGACUGCAACGGCUGUUGCUGCAGCGUAUCCUGCCGGGCGCACCAAGCGCCUUACUGGUCCGGGGACCAGGGGCCAGCUCCACCGUCCCGGUGGCAUCCCCCUGGCCUAGAACGGCGGCGCCCGGAGCUGUCCCGGAGCUGGGCGUUGGCGGCCGAGGAGGAAGCAGCAGCCGCGGCGGCCGCAUCCUGGAUGAGAGAUUAUUUUGCAGAAGAUGAUGUGGAGAUGGUACCCAGAACAAGUCAUGCAGCAGCUUUUCUUAGGGACACUAAAGAUCAAGACCCUCCACCACAGUCACAUACCUGGAGAGAUGGUGAAAAAUUCUCCUUUGGACAGACACAUUCCUUGAGAGCAUUUGAAAAACUCCCUCAGGUGCAAACCCAGGCCCUUAGAGACUUUGAGAAGCACCUCAAUGACCUGAAGAAAGAGAACUUCAGCCUCAAGCUGCGCAUCUACUUCCUGGAGGAGCGCAUGCAGCAGAAGUAUGAGGCCAGCCGGGAGGACGUGUACAAGCGGAAUAUUGAGCUGAAGGUUGAAGUAGAGAGCCUGAAACGAGAACUCCAGGACAAGAAACAAGAUCUGGAUAAAACAUGGGCUGAUGUGGAAAAUCUAAACAGCCGUAAUGAAGCUGAGCUCCGGCGCCAGUUUGAGGAGAGACAGCAGGAGACAGAGCAUGUUUACGAGCUCUUAGAGAAUAAGAUCCAGAUUCUGCAAGAGGAAUCCAGGCUAGCAAAGAACGAAGCUGCACGGAUGGCAGCUCUGGUGGAAGCAGAGAAAGAGUGUAACCUGGAGCUCUCAGAGAAACUGAAGGGCGUCACUAAGGACAGGGAAGAUGCACCUGGAGACCAGGUCAAGCACAACCAAUACACUGAGGCCCUGGCCGAGAGGGACAAGUAAGUGCCUUUGGUGCUCCAUCUGUUACUUGUCUUUUGUCUGUUCU
Trichechus manatus latirostris (Florida manatee) is the source of this 979-nucleotide messenger RNA. Its product is annotated as myomegalin-like. Gene Ontology annotation, biological process: regulation of mitotic cell cycle spindle assembly checkpoint; establishment of mitotic spindle orientation; microtubule bundle formation. Gene Ontology annotation, cellular component: perinuclear region of cytoplasm; mitotic spindle pole; microtubule organizing center. The transcript has 7 exons. The coding region runs from base 1 to 936 and encodes 311 amino acids. NCBI's taxonomy places the organism in Eukaryota, Metazoa, Chordata, Mammalia, Sirenia, Trichechidae. Gene Ontology annotation, molecular function: gamma-tubulin binding; transcription cis-regulatory region binding; microtubule binding. The record is from RefSeq and is a predicted model, not a curated record.